UAGCGCAGCAGCUUUCAAGGCUUGCGGCGUUGCCAGGCCCAUAAGGCCGAGGCAAUGAGCCAAGCCAAGAAAACUGCAACGCUGGAGCAGGGGAGGCUAACGGGACCACACGUCAGAGGUAGCACAAAGCUUACUCCCUCUCCCUAUUUCUCUCCCUCUCGGACUUUAGCGUCGCUUGCUGAAGCCAAGCGGCGGCAGAGCGCUUUGUGCCCGCAUCCAGAGCGGAGGUUCAGUUUUUCGAUUAGUUAAAUAUUGUUUCUUUUACCAGUUAGUGUUUUGAAUUAUUUCACCGCAAUUUAUAGUUUUGAAUUCUUGUAUUUCACGCGAUAUUCAGUAAAAUUGAAUUAUUAUGACUUGGUCUGGUUCGAUUGAUCUUUCCCAGUACAUCAAUCUUUUUCCAAAGUUCUCAACGAGUAUUUCGACCCAGCGUCUCUAGAAAGAUAAGCGAGGCUACAAAAAUAACGCAAGGGGUAUCCGAUCUAAAAGCAGCAAAUAAUUAAGAUCUUCCAGAUAAAAUGCUAGAAAAAGGAAAUAUUGCUAUUGCUCUUGUGCAGCAAGGAAAAUACAACGAAGCCUUAGCAAUAUUUGAGGAAGCAUAUGAAGAUCAUAAAAAAAUACUUGGAGAAGAUCACCCUCAUUCUAUGAUGAUUCAACGUAAUAUAGGAGAAGCAUUAAAAUCUGUGGGAAAAUAUGAUGAGGCAUUAAAAGUCUUAAAGACUGUUUACAAAAAACAGAAGAAAGUAUUAGGUCCCGAUAGUCCAGAUACUAUAUUGACGGUAAACAGCAUAGGAUACACACUCCAUGGACAAAAUAAGUUAACCGAAGCUUUAAAACUUCUUCAGGAGUCGUUGGAGAAAUGUAGAAUAGUACUUGGACCAGAACAUCCCUCAACCUUGAAGGUUAUUAAUUCCAUCGCAGUAAUACUGACGCAAGAAAAAAAAUACGGCGAAUCAUUAAAGCACAGUAGGGAAGUUCUUAAAAUCCAAGAAAAAAUUUUGGGAAUCCAUCACAAUGACACUUUAUCUACAAAGCAUAACAUAGCUACAGCGCUUUUUGAAUCGGGUAAGCUUGAUGAAGCUUUAAAAAUUUAUAAAGAAAUCCGCAGUAAGGAAAAAGAUUCGACUCGCCCUGAUAGUUUAUCUACAAAAAAAAAUAUGCUGUUGAUUCUGACGAUACAAGGCAAACUUGACGAAGCUUUAAAAUUGAGUAAAGAAUUGCUUAACGCUCAAGAAAUCGUGUUCGGAAAGAGACAUAAAGAGACCUUCCUGACAAAGAUAUCGAUGGUAGAGAUAUUGAAUCGUGCGAAUAAGAGUUAUUCUGCUUUUAAAAUAUUGCGCGAAAUUUUUGAAACUGCCGAUGAUGAUAUUUUGAACACAAUAGGAAAGGAUAAAAUCACCGAAUGGAUGAACGGGGUGGAGAGGGAAACAGGUUUAUUAUUCAGUGUUAUUAGAAGAAACGACCCUGGAGAAUUACAAGAGCUAUUUGAUUACGGACGAGAUGUUAAUAGCGCGGAUAAAAACGAAUCGACUUUACUCCAUUAUGCUGCUGCGAACGGUCACAAUAGAAUUGUAGAGGUUCUAUUGAAAAACGGAGCCGAUGUUAAUUUGAUCAACAUCAAGGGAGACACGGCACUUCACGAGGCUGCAGCAAACGGUUUACUGAAUAUUGUUAUGAAUUUGCUCAAAUUCGGAUCGAUGUACGACGUACGAAACAAUGAAGGCGCGACCGCACUCGACCUGUGCAAAAAUGAGAAUUCUAGACGUUUACUGAAGUCGGUUAGAGAAGCAUUCGCGUACGCGGAGGUAGGAGAUGGGCGAAUUAUACAUACACUUAACGAUCUUCAACCUGACGAAUUAGAAGCUGUUCAAAAAACUAGGAACAAAGAAGGAAAAACGUUUUUUCAAUUGAUUAUUAUGCAGAAACACAAACACCUUCCUAAUAUAGUGCUGGAUAUUAUUCGCGGUAAAAAAAUAGUGUUUAAAUAGGGGCUUGUUUUAUAAAUACUUCGACAUAUUGUAAUCUAUUAUAAGUUCUGAUUAUAGUUUAUUUAGUUAAUUAGCGUUACCUGUAACAAAUACAAUUACAUUGUACUGAUUACGAUUGCUAAAUAUAUAAGAUACACAAAAUAAAAGAC
This is a messenger RNA of Nasonia vitripennis (jewel wasp), 2134 nucleotides long. RefSeq names its product kinesin light chain-like. The record is from RefSeq and is a predicted model, not a curated record. NCBI's taxonomy places the organism in Eukaryota, Metazoa, Arthropoda, Insecta, Hymenoptera, Pteromalidae. The transcript has 2 exons. The coding region runs from base 516 to 1985 and encodes 489 amino acids. Gene Ontology annotation, molecular function: protein binding.